CUAGCCUGUUUGCGUAGGUCAGCGUCAAGUUCUCGUUCUGCGGGAAUCAUGCUCCUGCUGUUGUAUAUAAAAGUCGUCUAUAAUAUGAAAUUUGCCAUUCUAUUCCUUGCUACGCUUGAAACUCUCAGAGCUAAUUUUUCGUUAGAAGAACUUCUCCGUUUUCCUGCCACUUAUCAAGAAUGGCUUGAACAGCAGCAGAACAACAAGAUGUCGCGACCUGUGAGAACACACUACGUCAGACACACACCUGCUCGACUUAACUCCACCAAAAACUUUAAGUUUCUGAUAUUCAAGCCGGAAAAACUCCCGAAGAGGAUAUGAUCCUUGCAAUAGUAUAGUUCUCCUCAUCAGGAGAACGACUAUAUGUUGGUUUUUUUCAGUUUCAUCCAAUUUUGUACCUGUUUUUCGAACUGCUAUUUUUGAAGGAAAAACUUGUCGUGAACGUUGUAUCGUCUUUUCCGACAUUAUCUGCUGG
Cylicocyclus nassatus is the source of this 475-nucleotide messenger RNA. The record is from the annotation of a GenBank genome assembly. NCBI's taxonomy places the organism in Eukaryota, Metazoa, Nematoda, Chromadorea, Rhabditida, Strongylidae.